This is a messenger RNA of Cuculus canorus (common cuckoo), 2747 nucleotides long. It is a transcript of the gene APOLD1, whose product is annotated as apolipoprotein L domain containing 1. Gene Ontology annotation, molecular function: lipid binding. Lineage: Eukaryota; Metazoa; Chordata; Aves; Cuculiformes; Cuculidae. Gene Ontology annotation, biological process: lipid transport; lipoprotein metabolic process. The record is from RefSeq and is a predicted model, not a curated record. Gene Ontology annotation, cellular component: extracellular region; membrane. The transcript has 2 exons. The coding region runs from base 163 to 903 and encodes 246 amino acids.
UGUCACAUCCUUCUGCACCAGGGAGAGCAGGAAAUGGCAAACUCCCAGUAUGAGGCAAAGCAUUCUCAUUGCAGCCAUUGGUCCACAGGAGCUAUAAAUUGAUGUCCUCCAGAAACAGAUCAAAAUUUGUCUUUGGGGAGGUCAGCAGGAAACUGAAGAGCCAUGGAGAGAAAUGGUGUUGACUUCCCCCAAGCACUAGACCCUACGCACCACUUCCACAUAGCGUUGCUGGAUCAGAGGCGGAGGCUGCAUGGCCAGAUUGCUCACCUUCACAAGGCGGCUCGUAAACUCAACAAGCUUCGCAAAAGGUCCCUGAUUGCCAAUGUCAGUGGGAGCACCCUGACUGCCGCGGGAGCAGUCACAGCAAUCGUGGGAUUGUCCCUGAGCCCGGCAACACUGGGAGCCUCUCUCCUGGCAUCAGCUGUGGGUCUGGGCCUGGCUACUGCUGGGGGGGCUGUCAGCAUCACCUCUGAUCUCUCCUUAGUGCUCUGCAAUUCCCGGGAGGUGAGGAAGGUACAGGAAAUUGCAAUGACUUGUCGGAAACAGAUGAGGGAAAUCCUUGGCUGCCUGGAGUUCCUCCGCCGGGGGCAGGGCCCAGGGGACCCCACACUACGCCAGUCAGAGAAGAGGGCGUCCAUCUCACUGUACAACUCCAUCUGCUUCAUGGUAUUCUGUGGCUCCCACAGCUUCCUUGUGCCAGAAUACACAAAGGAGGUCACAAAAGUGAGCCAGGCCGUGCUGAAGGCCAAAAUACAGAAGCUGGCUGCCAACCUUGAGACCUGCACCAGGGCAAUGGAUGAAGUCUGUGAACUCCUUGAGGCCAGGACAGAGCUUUCCCCACAUACGAGGAGACUCAGCUUGGGUGUUAAAACCACCUUUGAGACCCCAAGACCAUCCAGCUGAAACAGUAUUUUCCUCAUAAUUAAAACUGGGCUCAGAGACAUUAACUUGUUGCCACUAUUAGCACGGCUACCUGUUCCUACUGUAAAAUUGGUCAUGCUUAUCCACACAGGUGUGCACUCCUGUCAUGUGCCUUAUUUAUGUCUGAACACACUCUUUCGUAAUAGGCUAAAGCCUACACACACAGACACAACACCCUGCCAGCUCAGAGCAGCCCUGUGGGUUAUGGGGUACGCAGCAGCAGAUCCCAGAGCCUGCAGGCAAGUGUAGGUGUCUAUUCCUCAGAUCCAUGUUCCCGCAACCAUUACUGCAGCUCUCCUUCCCCAAGGCAGCAAAAAGAAGCGGGUCGGGAAGCUGGUGAAAUCCCUGCAGUUGUGGUGCUAACUGACCCUGUGUGUAAAUAACUUAUUUUGAAUCUAUGAGAGGUAAAAGGGCUGGUAUACCCUCAAAAAGCCAGCAGCUGCGAGUUUCCACUAGAGUGCAGACCUGUUAACAAGGUACGUCUGGAAAGGCUGUUGAAGAAAGCAGUUCCAGACAUGACAGAUUGUAUGGAGGGCUCAUCACCCCAGGGUGAAAUAGCCCAGAAAUUGUUAUCCUUUCUGAAGAAACCUCUUUGUGCUGAGAACUGUGAUGAUGGUGUUCUAUUUAUUUACAUAGGGUUAAGAUUUGAUGUUGUAUUUAAAGAUGUAUUUUUUUUUUUUACAAAGGAGGCUUCUGCUCCAAAGGAGGGCAGCUUUUCUUGGAGGCAAAGCAAGUCUGUGACAUGUGAGAGCAAGUCCCCUGUUCUUUGGUUUUGAAGGAAUGCAAGUCCCUAUAGGAAAAGGAAAGCAUAGCCUGAAUGCUGGUAACUAUAAAAAAGGGUGAAAAAUUGCUAACCAGUGACAUAUUUUAGGAAGCAGAACAGGGAGAAGGACAGAUCAGUGACCCUGGGACCAGAGCCUGCCUCAGGGAACCGGUGGAAAAAAGUAGUUGUCCCUCUUGCAGCAGAGAGGGAAGCAUAGGUUUGUGUUACUGGUCUGAGCUGGAUCCCAGCUGUAAUGGGAGCACGUUUGAAAUGUGGAGGUGCCACUCUGUGCGGCCAAGCAGCCUGUGAGAUCCACAACAGUUUGACUGUGAGGGUGGAGGCAGCACUCAUGGAGAGCUACACAUACUCUUAGCAAUGCUUCCCAGGGUAAGCUUAACAUUAGCAAUAUAUGUACAUUGGCACUAAUACUCAAGAGGGAGUGCAGAGGAACAGGAUGAUUCAGUGGCAGAGCACUUACAAAACAGGAGGAAGGACUAGGAGGACUCUGUUUCAGGUGACUGUUCUGCUAAAUAUGUCCUUUGUGAUUUUUAACCCCUCAGUGCCUUAUUUCUCUGUUUAAAUAUGGGGAUAGUAGUACUUCCCUAUCUUACAGGGAUGUCUAUGUGACAAAUAUUGCAAAGUACUCAAGUACUGUGAUGAUGGGGAUCAUGUCAGUACCCUGAAGAGGUACAAGGAAGAGACCCCGGAAACUAGCUUGAGACUACUAGAGGAAUUAAUGCAGGGAUAAUUCCAGCUCCACAAGUUGGCCUCAGUGGAUAAGAGAAACUUCCUUGCAGAUGCAUGAAUCAAAAUGAUGAGAAAACCCACUCUGUAAUUCUGUAAUACUGAGCAAACUCUUUGGAAGGGCAACACUGCAGCUCACAAAGCUUGAAUCUUGUCCAUUUUGUCUCUUCUUCAUUUGUCUCAUGACAUUGACAUUUGCUUUUACACAUAAGAAGAACAAAAGCUUUUGUCCCUCAGACUGUGACUCAGAUGCCUGUAAUGCUGAUGCUUGUUUGCCAGAAAGGAACAAGUACACUGCUGGUUCAAUUAAAUGAAUAUG